AAGGUUGGUGCUGAUUUUCCUCCGAAGCCGCCAUGGAAUCUGAGGCUGUAUUGAAGCUCUUUGAUUCGUGUUGGUUUGAGAUUAAUAUUUUGAAGAAGAAUUCAAGCGCUGACACAUCAAUUAUUGCAAGUUGUGUUGAAAAUCUAGAUUAUGAUUUAAAAAAAGAAUUAUCAGAACCAAAGCUACCCCGGAUCCAAACCAUUCACAACAGAUCCAUGAGUGAUCAAUCCAUGACAACCACAAGCUUCAACCAUGAUUCUCUUUCACCAGACUCUGUCCUUCUCCAUCCAAAGCUCCAAACCAUUCUCUCAGGAAAAGAAGUCACAGAAUCAGAAUCUCAAUACCCAACACAGAUUACGCACCAUGAUGAGGUGUCGUUACCUAAGAACAAGAAGAAAAUCUCAAGCAAUGGAAUGAGGACGAAAAGGGAAAGCAAGAGCUUGUCAGACCUUGAAUUUGAGGAGCUAAAAGGGUUCAUGGAUCUGGGUUUUGUUUUCUCAGAGGAAGAUAAAAACUCAAGCUUGGCUUCAAUUAUUCCUGGGUUGCAAAGGCUAGGGAAGAAGGAAGAAGAAGAAGAUAACUGUGAUGAGUCAGUGGUUCCAAGACCUUACCUGUCUGAAGCAUGGGAGGUUCAGGAACAUCAUAGAAGGAAAAAACUAAACUCCUUGAUGAAUUGGAAAAUCCCUACAAUCAACAAUGAAACUGAUAUGAAAGAUAGUCUUAGAUUGUGGGCUCAUACCGUUGCUUCCACUGUCAGAUGAUGCAGUUCAUAAUCCAACUCUUUUCUUUUUUCUUUUUCUUUUUUCUGUUUCACAUAUACAUUUUCCUUGUUUUUCUUCAUUUUUCUAUGUAUUUAUUUCCUUUUAAAUUUUUUUUUCUGGAAUUCCAGAUUUUA
Molecule: messenger RNA, 895 nt
Organism: Abrus precatorius (Indian licorice)
Lineage: Eukaryota; Viridiplantae; Streptophyta; Magnoliopsida; Fabales; Fabaceae
Exons: 1
Coding region: 33-761 (242 amino acids)
Source: RefSeq, a predicted model, not a curated record